CCCAAAAAGACUACUUAAUUAUCAAAAUUUGGAAGCUACGACUGCCCUGUGUCGUUUUUGACUGUUAUUCAUUCGCGCUCCGUGCUACAGCGUUUUAUAAAGCCAAACCCUGCUGCCUGGAGGUCUCAUCUCUGUCCACAUUUCAGGAGCCUCCUUCUUUCUCCCGCGCGCUUCCACAUUUCAGGACUUAAAUUAUUUGUGAGAAGUGAUGGCUGAUACACACCAGUAUCCUGCUGUCAUGCAAAAGGUAGCUGGACAACUCCACCUCUGUUCUAGCCUUUCCCAUGAUGAGCUUCAAAAUCGCUAUGGGGGUUUCCAAAGACCUGCUAUGCCUCAGAGGCAUUUUACAUAUGCAAAUUAUAGCAAUGCUGCACUGCCGUAUCCUUUAACAAAUGCAUGCCGGGCAACAAGUGAUUUAUCCUUGGUUUCUUCGAGGACAUCACCUGUCUGUGUCAAUGCUCCAUCAGAGAAAGGCUUUGCUGGCUUUGCUAUUGAUUUUCUCAUGGGUGGAGUUUCUGCUGCAGUGUCCAAAACUGCUGCUGCUCCAAUUGAGCGUGUGAAGCUCUUGAUUCAAAACCAAGAUGAGCUGAUCAAGGCUGGUAGGCUCUCUGAAUCCUACAAGGGUAUUGGGGAUUGCUUCAAACGGACAAUUCAGGACGAGGGGUUUGUUUCUCUAUGGAGAGGAAACACAACUAAUGUGAUUCGUUAUUUCCCUACUCAGGCCUUUAACUUUGCAUUUAAAGAUUACUUCAAGAGACUAUUCAACUUUAGAAAGGACCGUGAUGGCUACUGGAAGUGGUUUGCUGGCAACUUGGCAUCUGGUGCUGCUGCCGGUGCCUCUUCCCAACUCUUUGUUUAUUCCCUUGACUAUGCUAGGACUCGUCUUACUAAUGAUGCCAAAGCUGCAAAGAAGGGAGGCGAGAGGCAAUUUAAUGGCUUGGUUGAUGUGUAUAGGAAGACUCUUAAGUCAGAUGGUAUUGCUGGGCUUUAUCGAGGUUUCAAUAUUUCAUUAGUUGGCAUCAUUGUGUAUCGAGGCCUUUACUUUGGAAUGUAUGAUUCUUUGAAGCCGGUUAUCCUCGUUGGAAAAUUGCAGGAUAGCUUCUUUGCUAGCUUUGCUCUUGGUUGGGUUAUUACCAAUGGUGCUGGACUUGCGGCCUACCCAAUGGACACUGUCCGUAGAAGAAUGAUGAUGACAUCUGGCGAAGCUGUCAAGUACAAGACCUCGCUUCAUGCUUUCUCUCAGAUCAUUAAGAAUGAGGGUAUGAAAUCUCUCUUCAAGGGUGCUGGUGCAAACAUACUCCGUGGAAUUGCUGGUGCUGGUGUCCUGGCUGGCUAUGAUAAGCUUCAGAUGAUUGUCUUUGGAAAGAAGUAUGGUUCUGGAGGGGCAUAAUCAACAUAUCUCCUUCUUGGACAGAUACAGAUACAGAUGAUGAUGAAAAUGAUUUUCAAUUCUAUUCAAGAUCUUUUAUGAGGCCAUUUUUUAUAUCUUCAUUGAAUAACUUAGUCCAAGGGAUCUUUCUCCUAAAGCAUUCCUUAAUUAGGGAAUUUAUUGGCCCCAGUUUUGCUUAAAGUUCUUGCAAUUUAAGGAGAUUUCCUUUUAUAAUUGUCUUUCUCAAUUGUCAAAUUAUGCACAUUUAUGUCUAUUUUCUAGGGGAUUAUUUUUUCAU
Messenger RNA from Rubroshorea leprosula, 1667 nucleotides. The record is from the annotation of a GenBank genome assembly. NCBI's taxonomy places the organism in Eukaryota, Viridiplantae, Streptophyta, Magnoliopsida, Malvales, Dipterocarpaceae.